Messenger RNA from Cylicostephanus goldi, 207 nucleotides. The record is from the annotation of a GenBank genome assembly. NCBI's taxonomy places the organism in Eukaryota, Metazoa, Nematoda, Chromadorea, Rhabditida, Strongylidae.
AAAAAUUAUUUAGCUCCGGCAGCAGCUCCGCCACAGCCAGCAGCUCAGUCUCAGCAAGCUGAUGACACCAUGGAUGUGAGCACAGCGCAAGUGGAUAAUCUGGACGAAUUAAUCAAUAAUCCGGAACUUUUGCAACAAAUCAUUGACGAUCUGCCAGGUGGUGAAAAGAAAGAAGAUGAAGGGAAACCAAAGAGCGAAGAUAAGUGA